UUCACAAUCAAGGAUUUGGGUCCCUUGAGGUAUUUCCUGGGAAUCGAAGUGGCAAGGUCACUGAAGGGGAUAGUUCUCAAUCAACGCAUGUAUGUACUAGACAUACUCGCUAACAUUGGGUACAAAGGAACUCGACCUUGUUCCUCCUCAAUCGAGCAGAACCAUCAACUUGGAAGGGAUUCUUCUUCUCCAUUCGCUGAUCCUUAUGCAUUUUGGUGCCUUGUGGGUUGGUUUCUAUAUCUCAUUAUAACCAGACCAGACAUUACCUACCCGGUCAACCUACUCAGUCAAGCUGUGCAUGCACCUAUGCAGGCGCACCUGGAUGCCGCUCAUCACACCUUCGUUACCUGAAGCAGUCCCCCUGGACGUGGUCUUUUCCUUCGCGUGGACAGCUCAAUGGAACUCGUAGCACACUAUGACACCAACUGGGCAGGUUGUCCCCUGACACGUCGUUCUACCACAAGGUAUUUCAUUCAGCUGGGUGGUUCUCCAAUCUCAUGGCGCACGAAGAAACAGUUUAUUGUGGCACGGUCUUCAGCAGAAGCUGAGUAUCGAGCGAUGGCUAGCACUGUCAGUGAGUUAUUCUGGCUUCAUUGGCUUUUGUCAGAUUUGGGUGUUACUCAAACUCAACCUACUCGUCUAUACUGUGAUAAUCAAGCAGCACUUCACAUAGCCGCUAAUCUAGUAUUUCAUGAACGCACUAAGCAUGUGGAGAUGGACUGCUACUUUGUUCGUGAAUGGGUUCUUUCCCGUGACAUUGCAACUCUUAAGAUCGCAUCCGCAGAGUAGCUAGCGGAUCUCUUUACCAAAGGUCUCAGUGUCGAUCAGUUUAACUACCUCUUGUCCAAGCUCGGCAUGAUUGAUAUCCAUGCUCUCGCUUAAGGGGGAGUGUAGAAUGUUUCUUUGUCAAUGUAAUAGGACCAUAGGGUAAUUUUGGAGUGGUUUGUGCCCUAGUAGGAUUGUCAAUAUCCCAUGUUCUUUCCUUUACUUGGCUGACAAGGAAAGGUCUUGGCUGCUGUCUUCCUUUUGUAUAAAUAGCAAGCUAGACUUUCUAAGUCAGUUGUCAAUCAUCAAUAAUAAGCCAUAGUCGAGAGUUCUUUCAAACUCUCUGUGGAUUAGUCAUGUUCACAUCGAACAGGGAUACCACGUAAUAUUCUCGGUGUUGUGUGAUUGUUUUCUAUUACGUGUAACACUGUGAGUAGUCACGAAGUACUUGCUGAGGUUUUCACUGCGUGAAGUUGUGCGAGCUUUUGGCAAUGGUGGUCGACGUUUGUGUUUAUGCUUAACGGGGGAAUUUAAUAACAGGUAGUGGAGAAUUUACACAAGGAGAGGUGAGGCCCUAAGGAUGGAGUCGGGAGCAUUAUAAUCUCCCCAACUAGGGACUUGGCAGGUCAGCUAUUCGAAGUUUUGAAAAUUUCUUGGGAAUUUUCACAACUUCAGUGUUGGGUUGUUGAUUGGUGGCCGGAAGGAUGUUAAGAUGGAGAAGGAGCGUGUUAAUGAGCUGAACAUACUUGUUUGUACCCCUGGUCGGCUUGUUCAGACAUGGACGAGACGCCCAACUUCGAGUGUUCUCAACUUCAUGUCAGUUCACUGCACUUGGUUAAGGAGUGGAAUUUUUUAGAAAAUUUUGAUGGCACGAUGGAUGGUUGCAUCAUUUUUAAGUUUACUGUACAAUUAGCUUCCCAAUCCCUGCUCCUUCAUAGGAGAUUCAGUUUUCACAUGAUCAAUGUGAUGCUUAUUAAGUAUAUUCUUACUGGGUUUCUACUAUGUUAAGUUGGAUGAAUAGUGCUGGUGCAAUUCUUUUUGUUUGGUUAUUACUUCAGUAUUAAGUGUUGUCUACCAAUCAAAGUUUUGCAUGUAGCAUUUACUGUUUACUGUGUGCUUAGUGUUGUUGAGUGUUCUUGUUGAUAGAUCAUGUCAUGUUUAGUUGAUUUGAGUAUAAUUAUCCUGGUUUGGGAAAUAGAUUUUGGUCUUGGACGAGGCAGAUUGUAUUCUCGACGUGGUUUCAAGAAAUCUUUGAACGCGAUUGUUUCACAGCUUCUUAAGCAUAGGCAAACUUUGCUUUUCUCUGCUACGCAAACAAAGUUUGUACAUGAUAUUACAAGGCUCAGUUUGAAGGACCCAGAGUACAUUAGUGUUCAUGAGAAGGCCGAGAUUGCUACUCCUAGUUGUUUGCAGCAGGCAGCUAUGAUUGUUCCUCUGCACCAAAAGUUGGAUAUGUUAUGGAUUUUGUUAAGGCACAUCUUAACUCCAAAAUACUCGUGUUUCUUUCUACCUGUAAACAGGUAUAGUUUUAGACUCUGCUAUGUUUUUGGCCUAUAGACACGCAUCAUAUAAUUGGAGUAUUUUUUUCCUCCACUGCCUGAAAGUUUGUCCUGCCGUUGAUAAUUUCCUUGAUUUUAGGUGAUUUUUUUUGUUGUUGAAGCAUUUAAGAAGUGGAGGCCCGGAAUUUCGCUAAAAUGCCUUCACGGGAGGAUGAAGCAGGAGAGAAGGAUAAAUAUUUAUUCCCAAUUAUGUGAACAACGUUUUGUUCUCGUUUCCACUGAUGUGGCUGCUAGAGGUCUUGACUUCAACAAAGUAGUUGACUGGGUUGUCCAAGUGAGGUAGAUUUGAGAUCUCUGACAAUAAUAGUGCUUUUAUCUCAGAAGAUUUUACAUUGUUUUUCAGGUAGAUUGUCCAGAAGAUGUUGCAUCCUAUAUACACAGACUUGGUCUGUCAGGAGGGAGAUUUGUUAUGUUUUUUUAUGCCAACAGAAAUGAAAAUGCUUGAGAAGU
Linum trigynum is the source of this 2774-nucleotide messenger RNA. NCBI's taxonomy places the organism in Eukaryota, Viridiplantae, Streptophyta, Magnoliopsida, Malpighiales, Linaceae. The record is from the annotation of a GenBank genome assembly.